Molecule: messenger RNA, 1665 nt
Organism: Etheostoma spectabile (orangethroat darter)
Lineage: Eukaryota; Metazoa; Chordata; Actinopteri; Perciformes; Percidae
Product: complement receptor type 1
Exons: 11
Coding region: 118-1518 (466 amino acids)
Source: RefSeq, a predicted model, not a curated record
UUAAUCAGCUGGUCUCAGGGCGGCUCCUCCUCUAUAAAUUGCUUGAUCUGAACCUGUUGGUGGCAUGUGAUUUGUGAUCCGGUCUGUUUUACUCCACGGAGUCACACAACCAGAAACAUGAGGAACGUCGGGUGGAAUUUUUGGGUUUUAGCGUUUGCCUUACAUGCUUCAGCCCAAGUACCGAAGGAAUGCUCCGCUCCACCGGAGUACCCGUACACCAGACUGGGGGAGAAAUACUCCAACACCCCGAAGUUCAGCAGCGGGGAGAAGGUGUACUAUAACUGCGCCGAGGACAUGACUCCAUCCACAGGGAGCCGAGCUGUGCAGUGUGUUGGAGGAAAAUGGACCAAACUGACCCUAAAAUGCGAAAAGAGAUCAUGUGGCAACGCUGGUGAGCUGCUCAACGGAGAGUUCCAGUAUGAAGGGAGUUCUUUCAUCGGGGAGAAAGUUUAUGCUGUAUGCAAUGAUGGAUACAUUGUGAAAGGACUCAACUACAUGAUCUGCAAGAAGUCUGGCUGGACCGGUGACUUUCCGUCUUGUGAAGAGAGAGAGACCACCUGCUCCACCCCUGCAGUGGCCAACUCUGUGAGCAGUGCUGGAGGUGUUUCUGUACACCGGGUGGGAGACGGCAUGACCUUUACCUGCAGACAGGGUUUCCAGCUGGAUGGAGCUCCACGGGUCACAUGUGGUCCUGGUGGUCUGUGGCAGCCUCAACCCCCUCGGUGCCUCCCUUCACAGGAUAAAAUUGCAUCACCCGAUGUAGAAACAGGGGGAUGUGGUGCGCCAGUAAAAUUCCACAACUCCAAGGCAAUUCUCGCUGACAAGUACAUCACAAGGACAUCUUUCGCUUCUGGUGAAAGAGUCCAUUAUGUGUGUGAGGUUGGAUACAUUCCAGCAGGCGGCAGCAGAUUUUGCAAUUGUAUCAACGGAAAGUGGACACCACUGCGGCUGAAAUGUGAACGAAAGCCGUGUGGCUCUGCAGGAGAGAUUUCAAACGGACAGUUUGCAUAUACUGGAGUGCAGUUUGGAGACACUGCUACAGCAGUCUGUGAUGUGGGGUAUAUUCUUGUAGGACAGGCAACCAGAAACUGCAUGAGCCAAGGCUGGGACGGACGUGUUCCUGCCUGUGAAGCUGUGGUGUGUGAGGAGCCUCCAAGAGGGACAAAUGCAGAGAUCAGCAACUAUCAGGAGCCACCUUACACAUACAGGAGUGUGAUCCGCUAUCAUUGUCGUGUGGGAACCCUUAUUGGACAAAGGCACAUUUCGUGCACUGAGAACGGGACAUGGAGCGAUCCUGCACCUACGUGCAAAGAAAUAACAUGUCCAUCUCCAAAUGUGCCCUACGGCUACUGGACGAGAGCUCAGGUCAAGCAGUACCAAGACGGGGACACUAUAUCCAUUGAGUGUUACCCGGGCUACGCAAAGAUCGGCCCGAGCACUGUUAGCUGUGGUGGUGAUGGCCGAUGGGUCCCUGGCCUCCCCAAAUGUACACCUCGUCGCAGCCACUACAGGAGCUAAUACGCUGGCUGAAAUGUAAAACUACAGUAUUCAACCGGAUAAAAAUCAGUCACUGGGUGAUGAAAAUAAUGGUCUCAAGUCUUCCUUUUUCUAAAAUAUUUUUCAUAUACUCCACCUUUUAAUAAUGCACUAGUAAUUUAUAUUUUC